Diabrotica virgifera virgifera (western corn rootworm) is the source of this 17535-nucleotide messenger RNA. Its product is annotated as bifunctional 3'-phosphoadenosine 5'-phosphosulfate synthase. The record is from RefSeq and is a predicted model, not a curated record. The transcript has 6 exons. Lineage: Eukaryota; Metazoa; Arthropoda; Insecta; Coleoptera; Chrysomelidae. Gene Ontology annotation, molecular function: ATP binding; adenylylsulfate kinase activity; sulfate adenylyltransferase (ATP) activity. Gene Ontology annotation, biological process: sulfate assimilation; 3'-phosphoadenosine 5'-phosphosulfate biosynthetic process. Bases 443 to 2329 code for a protein of 628 amino acids.
AGUGUCAAAAGUGUCAAGUGAAAAAGUCAAUAUUGAAAUUUUAUUACUUUUUAGCGAAUGCAAUGCACUCAAAAUAUGAAUGAAGUCACCUUUCUGUGGAAGGGUUAAUAAUAUAUUAGAAAUUUUUGUGUUUACCCAUGUAAACUUGGAAAGUAUUGCCAUCCAAUAACCACAAACUUACGGUUUAAAAUUUCCAAAAGCCCUGUCUAAUCCCAUUAACCCAGCUCAUCUUUUAAAUAUCUACAAUUCAUUUCAGUAUAAAUAUUAUCAAGUAGUAAACUUCAGUGCUGAAUUUUAUCCGUGUGUGUUCGUUAGUUCGUCAUUCUGUCUGUAGUCUGUAGCCUUUCACUCAUCAAAACGACCAAAGUUCAACCUACUUAUCAGUGAAAGUUAAGUGGUGAAAUUAUCAGUAAUAGUGUGAUAUAAUACUAAAAGAUAAAGGAUGGCUGGUAUGGCAUCUAGGGAAGAUAUCUAUAAAAAACAAAAAACAUGCCUGCAAGUUGCAACAAAUGUUACUGAGCAAAAGCAUCAUGUAUCCAGAGCUAAAAGGGGGCAAAUCCUGGGGCAUCUGCGAGGAUUUAGAGGGUGUACAGUUUGGUUUACAGGGUUAUCAGGAGCCGGUAAAACUUCCAUUGCGUUUGAACUAGAGGCUUACCUCGUAUCCCACGGAAUACCAGCCUAUUGUCUUGAUGGCGACAACUUAAGAACAGGGUUAAACAAAGACCUGGGAUUCUCCAAACAAGACCGAGAAGAGAAUAUCCGACGAGUAGCCGAAGUGGCGAAACUGUUUGCAGAUGCCGGCCAAAUAUGCCUCUGCAGUUUCAUUUCUCCCAGUGCCGAAGACAGAGAUGUCGCACGUCGUAUUCAUCGAGACAGUGAUCUUAAGUUUUUCGAAGUAUUCAUUAACACCCCAUUGGAAGUUUGCGAACAAAGAGAUACUAAAGGUUUGUACCAGAAGGCAAGGAAGGGUAUUAUCAAGGGUUUUACAGGUAUUGAUCAACCUUACGAGAAGCCGGAACUUCCAGAGCUUGUGGUGAAAACAGUCAAUUGUUCGAUAGAGCAGUCGACUAUGCAAGUUGUCGAGAUGUUACAAGAGAACGGAAUAUUGCCUUUUGUGCAAGAAGAGAAGGAUGUUAUUCCCGAAUUGUUUAUUCCAAAAAGUAUGCUAGCUAGUGCUUAUGAAGAAGCUGAAUCCUUACCUAGGCUUCAGAUUACUGAAUUAGAUUUACAGUGGCUGCAGAUUCUCAGUGAAGGAUGGGCGUACCCCUUAAAAGGUUUUAUGCGUGAGGACCAAUACUUACAAACACUCCAUUUCAACUGCCUUCAGAACGAGGGCAAUCCCGUCAGUCAAAGCAUUCCAAUCGUCUUGCCCCUUACUACCAUGGACAUGGAACGUUUGAAAGAUGCAUCUGCUAUUGCGCUAUUAUACAACAAUGAGUGUUAUGCUAUUCUCAGGAAACCAGAAUUUUUCUACUCUAGAAAAGAAGAGAGAGCUGCAAGGCAGUUUGGUACUACGAAUAAAGAUCAUCCUUAUGUAAAGAUGGUAUACGAAUCGGGUGACUGGUUGGUCGGAGGUGAUGUGGAAGUAUUCCAAAGGAUAAAAUGGAAUGAUGGGCUAGAUAAGUAUAGAUUGACACCCAAAGAACUUAGAAACAAGUUCAGAACUAUGGGAGCUGACGCAGUUUUCGCCUUCCAACUGAGGAACCCCAUUCACAACGGGCACGCUUUGUUAAUGACAGACACCAAGAAGCAACUACAAGAAAGGGGUUACAAGAAGCCCGUCCUGCUUCUCCAUCCUUUAGGUGGUUGGAUAAAAGACGAUGACGUCCCUCUACCAACCAGAAUCCUUCAACACCAAGCAGUCCUCGACGAAGGUCUGCUAGAUCGCACUUCAACAGUAUUAGCCAUUUUCCCCAGUCCCAUGAUGUACGCAGGGCCUACCGAAGUCCAGUGGCAUGCCAAAGCAAGAAUGAACGCUGGUGCGAAUUUCUAUAUCGUAGGAAGAGAUCCAGCUGGCGUUACACAUCCUGCUGGAAAAGAAGCAUCUCCCGACGGCAAUCUUUACGAUCCUACGCAUGGUGGAAGGGUAUUGAAAAUGGCUCCAGGUCUAAAUUCACUAGAAAUCAUUCCGUUCAGAGUGGCAGCUUACGACAAGAAGCACAGAAAAAUGGAUUUCUUCGACGUUUCCCGUAAAGAAGAUUUCGAGUUCAUAUCAGGUACCAAAAUGAGAACUCUCGCUAGGAACGGUGACACUCCCCCUGAUGGUUUCAUGGCACCGAAAGCGUGGGAAGUACUAGCUGGAUAUUAUCAAAAUUUAUCCAAAUGUUAACUAUAUUGCAUAUAUGUUUUAUAUUUGUAUAUACAGCUAAAAGCAUGACGUUACACGAAAUGGUUUAAGUGAUGAACAUUUCCAAACAAAUUUAUGUUGUAGUGCCCGGAUUGAGUAGUGGUACAGUGUUGUCCUCUUCCAUUCGCUUUGCGGAGGGUGGAUUUUUGAUUUGGUAUUUUAACUAACGGUUUAGAACCACUUGCAUAAAUGAGCCAAUCUUACACAAGCACAGUAUUACAACAACUACAUAACCCGUCGAUCAAUAUGUCCCGGGCCUAACUAGUAAAAGAACAUUUUGUGCAAAAAUAUUCAUCAAAAUAACCUUUAGCGGCGAUAUGAUCAUUCCAACGCUUUUCUAAUUUUUCGCUGCCGUCCUUGUAAAAUAAUUUAUGUUUGCCUUCAAUUCCGUCGAUUACUUCUUCAUCGGAGUCAUUUCUUGCCUCGGAGCAUUUUUUUUAUCGGGAAAAGUAGGUAAUCGCUGGGAGCUAGAUCUAGACUAUACGAUGGGUGCAGAAGCAAUUCAAAAUCCAAUUCAAGCUUGCAACAAGUUUGAUACAUCAAACAUGAAAUCUUGCUGCAGGUUUGCCAUGGCAACUUUGCAAACUUGCAGCAAGUUUAAAUCAAACUUGCUAGUUACAGUGUGACAAACUUGCAUGAAAUUUGUUUUUUCAAACUUGAUACAAACUUGAUAUAAUAAACUUGCUGAAGGUUUGUUUUUGUUUUGUUGCAUGAAGUUUGUUUUUUCAAACUUGAUACAAACUUGCUUAAGGUUUGUUUUGACAUACUAGCCACAAUUUGAAUAAAAAAUACAAUACCAUUUUAUAUAACUAUUUAUUCAGUAAUCACUCAGCUAAAAUAUAAUCUAUUGUCUAAAAUUAUUUAUUGGAACUUACAUUAAACCCGCUAGCUUCAGAUUCCGAUGCUCAGUUUUGUAGAUCAGCUCUGAAACAAAUAAAAGAAAUUGUUAUAAACUCUUGCUGUGUGAACAGAAUUAAUAUAUUUAUUUUAGAUAGUAUGUAUGUAAAUACAGCUAGAAGUUAGGAAAAACAUAAAAAAAACUUACCUCAAUUUCACCAAAGCAAAAAGAAUACCAAUCUGUACCUAAUCACCACAAGCAGGUGGGUCUAUGAAAAACUGAAGAAAGGAAGCUUCAUCUUAGUAAUUAAAGUAAUAGUCUCGGAGAAUUGUACGGUAAAUGUUGUAAAAAACUCAAAGAAAAAUAUCAACAUAGGAUAAGACAAAACCACAAAUUAUCACCGCUUGGCAGGUUACUUUUCCCGUGUUACCAGCUGUCGAGUAAGCUUUUUCUCUCAACGGACCUUAAAAAUCACACUUUUAGGAUAAAAUUCCCUGCUAUGCUCCUAUUUAAAAAAUCUGUGAAAAUAUGUUGAGUUAUUUUCAAAUAUUUUGAUUUUUUUUAAUAUUUUACAAUUUGGACUGGAGCAAAGAUUCCCUUAUAAGUUAACUUUUUCCCUCUUAUUUUGAAAAUUUUUGCAAAAAGGGAAAUUUACCUCCGGUGGCAACACUUUCGUUUUCGUGGGCGUGACUUCAGUCAGGGUAACGAACGAAACCGAACCGACCGUGACGUGUAAUUCAACCAAAUAGAUGGCACGCGUGACGUGGCUUGUAGCUAUAAACUUGAAUCAUCAUCUUUGUCAUAACAAUAUUGCAGCAAACUUGACACAAACUUGCCUCGUCAUGUUUGACGCAGCAAUUUAAAAUCAAAGUAGAAUCAAACUUGCCACAAGUUUACAUGCUAUCUGGGUGACUUGUGACAGGGUGCAUUGUUUUGCUGAAACAACAAUGUUUUCUCGAACAAAUGAGGCCUUUUCUUUGCGAUUUCUGUCUUCAGACGUUUCAAUAAACCAAUAUAGUGGUCGCGUUUGAUAUUUUCUCCAUAUUUAAAAUAGUUAGUGAAAAUAAUUCCUUGCUGGUCUGAAAAUGCGUAGGCCCAUAACCUUUCCGUCGCUGUGUUGUGUUUUGGUCGCUUUGGACGGCUUUCUUCGGGUGUUGUCCACUCAGCUGACUGCCGAUUUGAUUCCUUAGGGAAGUGAUGGAUCCAUUGUGAUAUACAGUCGAACCCGCUUAUUAGAGUACCGGUUAUAUGAAUAUCCCGGUUUAUGGAAUAUAAAUUCGAGGUCCCGAAACGUUUCCAUUCACUCCUUAAUAAAUUUAUCCGUUUAUUGGAUUACGUAUUCAUAAAACAAUACCGUUUAUUAGAGUAAUAUUUUUCAGAUUGACGAAUAAAUUUUUACCUACAAUUUCGAAUUUCCUAAAAAUUCAAAUUAUGUCUUGUACUAUGGUUUCUCGCCAAGGGCUUCGAAGGCCUGUAGUGCUGUUUUAUUUAUAUUAUUUGGGUUUGUCAGAUAGGUAAUAAAUAUUUUAUUGCAUUGUUAUGACUACCAAUUCAAUCGUUUACCGACAAAUCCAGUCAUAAAAUAAUUUCCUUUCUCUAGAAACUGUACAUAUUGCCACCCAGUUGCAUGUUAUAAAAUUUUUAAGAAACAGUUCGGCCAUUCUAGUCGCUUGUAAAGUUAUAAAACGUUUUCGGGAUGGCCAAACCAUUGUAAAUUUUUCUAAUAUUUAUAUAUAAUUCAGAGGAACAAAAGUGACUAGUAUUUUAUGUAACAAAAAAACAAGCUACAAUUACCGAUUAUUUUUCAAGAUUAAAUAAGUAACUUUCUUAUUAAGUAUAGUAUGUAUUUUAAUACGAAAAUAUUUACAUAAUCUAUAUAUUGCAUACAGUUCAUAUUAAUUACUGUAUUCAUCCACAUAAUAUAAUGUAAUUUGGUUUUUUAAUAAAUACAUUACGCUAUUGUAUUAUUGACAUAAAAAGGCCUAAAACCAUAUACAUAUAUAUAAUAUUAACGUACCAUGUACUAUUAUUACGUAUGUUCGGUAGGUACACUUAUUACGGCUAGCCACCAAUGAUCGGUUAUUAGAAUAUCCCGGUUAUAAGAAUAUUUUUUGCUUGGCACGAAGGCUAUUCCAAUAAGCGGGUUCGACUGUACCGACCCAAAAACUCCGACUUAUUCCGAUUAAACAUGUUCAAACAGCACUGGCAUUCAUCAAUUCGUUUUUGGUUUUGCUCUGGUGUGAGAAAUCGCGACACCCAUUUGGAUAAUAGCUUUCUCAUACCCAAAUGUUUAUGUAUAACAGUCAUAAUGCUAAUUUGAUAACUUUAAAGUGUCGACUAUCUCUUGCAACUUCACUUUGCGGUGUUUCACAAUAAUUAUCAGCAUUUUUUCGAUGUUUUCGGGAAUAACCAUCAUUUGGCCUUCUGGAGCUCUCGGCAUCAUUGUUUAAUGGUUCUCUUGUCCACUUUGUACUUCUACUUUUCCCUCUAGAAUUAGUUGCUACAAACCAUACCUUCAGUGGCGUGCUGGCCAUAUAAAUGAAUCAGUGCAAUCACCGAGAGGCCGCGGCCUCUUGAGGCCGGUAAAAAUUCUGAUAAUAGAAGGUAAAAUAAGGAUGGGAGGGCGCUUUCCUAUAAAAUCACCGGGUCGCUUGAAGAGCUCCAGCACGCCACUGCAUACCUUCCGUUUCUUCUCAUGAUGUGCCCGAGGUAUUCGAUUUUGACAAUUGUGGUUAAUAGCUCUUUUUCUUUUUGUAUUCUUAAUAAAACGGCCUGAUUAGUGACGUGGUUGGUAUAGUAUGUCUUCAGGAUUCGAAAGCCUCAAUUUACUUGCAGAUAGCCUCUGUGAAAGUCCUCGAGGUAACUCAGUAGAACAAUACAGGAAAGAUAUAACAUCGUAGUAACCUGAUUAUUAUGGGUAUUGAUCAAAUACUAUUAGUCGGAGAGAUAGAAGCGGAUUUUGUGCGUGAUAAGUAAUAUGGAAAAACUAUACGGGGAUAUGUUGAAUUAGUUGUGUAGAUGACUUUCACCAACGGCCGAAAACCAGAGUGGGGGUCGAGGGUAGUUUUAAGGGGUCAAAGUCGCAGUGUGUAUUAUUUUUUUUUGUGACCUGGCACAACAUUUGUCCCCCACGUAGCGUUCCGCCCCUGGAAAUUUUACUUAGUAAUGUCAUGAUCUACUUAUUCCCAAAUUUUGGUGCACUAUCUCGAUCAGGAGCGUCACAAAAAAAAUAAUAAAAAACGGGUCUUUGACCCCUUAUAAAACUACCUUCCUCCCCCACUCUGGUUUCCGGCUCUGGGGAUUUUACUUACUUAGGUCAUGGUCAACUUAUACCCAAAUUUUGGUGCACUAUCUCAAUCACGAACGUCGCAAAAAGCCCCUUAUAUUUUUUAUAUUUACCCCUACCCCACCCCUUUGUCGGCCCCGCAGCGUUGCGCCCUAGUGAUUUUACUUAGACACGUCAUGACCUACUUAUUCCCAAAUUUUGGUGCACUAUCUCGAUCAUGAGCGUCAUAAAAAAAAAUAAUAAAAACCGCGAUUUUGACCCCUUAUAACUACCCUCGGCCCACACUCUGGUUUCCGGCCGUUGGUGAAAGUCAUGUACACAACUCAUUCAACAUAUCCACAUAUAGUUUUUCCAUAUUACUUAUCACGCACAACAUCCGCUCCCAGCUCUUAGACUAUAUAGACUGUAAUACAUACAACUCUUGACAUUUCCCAUUAAUUUUGAGGAAGCAAAAAAAUAGCGCCAUCUAGCGGUAUGAGUAGGAUAACCAGAGCAAUCUAACCUUACAUUUUUAAAAUUGCUUUAUUAUUGUUUUUGUAUAAGUGUUUGAACUAUUUUUAUUUUAAUUUAAUUUAAAAAAUUAGCUCGUUAUUCAAAAAUUUAUAAAAUUAAAUUUGAAUGUUUACGUCAAAUUUUACGUUGUCAAAACACACAGUAGUUCAACUCAAGCCGACAGUGGCGCUAGUGGCAACGUGCUUCCAGAUUUCUGUGGGAGUUGAAUGUAUUACAGUCAAUAGUAUUUGUAUUGAUAAAUCAUGAAAUUUGAAUACCUUAGCCAAUUUUGAAAUGCUGACCUUGCUUUCUCUACCCUACAUCAAAUUUCUAGGGGAAAAAUUAAACAUUAUAAAAAAAAGGUUAUAUUAACUUUUAUGUGGUACUGAAAGUUUGUUUGGAAAUGUCUCAUCACACUUUGAUAGUUUAUUUGGUAACUAAAGUGUGUCUAAUGCAGUUGUACACAGUAAAAUUGUUAUUACGAGCAUGUUGAACAUAUGGAAAUGUUUUAUAAUUCGCUAAAACGCGACUUUUGACAAGAAAUCAGAAAAUGGUAGAAAGAACAUGAUUUAAUAAUUUUUUAGACAUUUUAACGUAGGUAAGCAGUGAGUAAGUAAAAUAAGUAAGAUACUAAACAUAGGUUCAGCUAAUUAUCGUGUUAUUUUCAGUAUUUAUUCGAGAUUAGAAACCAUUAUCUAGACAUUAAAAUUAUCCUCAGUGAGGAAAUAUAUAAUUAAGUAUUAUAUGCUUCCAUAAUUCACACCUAACGUCACUUUUUACAGUUUUAUUGGGCUUUGAAUUCGUUUUCUCUCGCUGCGAAAGUUGUGAAACAGAAGAGUUUAGGACUCUCUGUCAUUCCAUCGUUUUCGUGGUCUUCCCACCGAUCGUCUUCCUAUUGGGGAACUGUCUCUCGCCGUCCUUACUACUCUAUUUGUUGUCAUUCGGGUUAUGUGGUCGUUCCAUUCUACUCUUCUGUUUUUUGCCCAGUUAUUAAUAUUGUCCACCUUGCAUCUUCGUCGUAUAUAUGCACUUCUAGCUCUAUCCCAUAGUAUCUUACCGUGGAUAUUUCGAAGGGUUUUCAUCUCUGCUGUUUCUAGUAUUAUUUUUGUCUUUCUGUAUUAGGUCUUGUUUCUGCCGUGUAUUUACUUAUUGGUCUGAUGACUGUUUUUUAAAUUCUGCUUCUUCUUUUCCAAUAUUUUUAUUUCUCCAUAUCGUUUCAUUCAGGCAACCUUCGGCUCUAUUUGCUUUAUUCAAUGGAUCUUCCACAUCUGUUUCUAGCAAUCCGUAGCUAGAUAGUGUGAUGCCUAGAUAUUACUUGUUCUGUUAUCUGACCCUUCAACUCUUAUUUACAUCGUAUUUGAUUUACUAUUAUAAUUUGGGUCUUUUUGGGGAAAUUAACAUGUUACAUUUUCAAGCGGGUAUAUCAAAUACUUACUUACUUUCUGUGUCCGGAACACCAACAACUUUAAAUUCUGUAUUUCCAAUGGUUGGCCACAUAGAUGGCACUGUCAUUUGCUAUAAUUAAGUCUUCUUCUGUGCAGGUCUCUCUCAUCUCUGUGCAUGAUAGUAGAUGCCGGCUGGUCUGAACCCGCAGGUAUCGUCCUCCUGGUAUCCCAAUUUUUUCAGGUUACUAGCACAACGUGAAACGCCGGUUCUUAGUCUGUUUAGCGCUUUCCAAGUCGGAUACGGUAAAUUGUGUCCAGCAGCAGCCAUUUCCUCUGAGGGAGGAAAAUGUGUCGCGGUAGCUGACGCUUGCCAUAGGUGUAUUCGGCGCGUCUCUGGCGCUUCGGGGAUGGAUCUUGAUGUUUUCAGGAAGCUUUUCCGAGAUCUUAGUCUGCUUGGCUGAGUUUGGUGGUCAUAUAAGGGUCUUCGGUCCGUCUCCUGCUUUUUCCGUUCUACCUCUGACGUGACCUUCCUCCUGAUAGGUGGUGGAGCAAUUCCAGCUAUGGGGUAUACCUCUUCGAUAGGUGUCGGUUUCAGGCAACCCGAUAUUAUACGGACCGUUUCAUUUAGAGCCACGUCGACGUUCUUUGCGUGAGCAGAGUUUGCCCAUACUGGUGCUCCAAACUCCGCGGCCGAAAAACAUAAUGCCAAGGCAGAAGUGCGGAGAGUGUGUGGUUGUGCUCCACAUUUUGUAUUAGUUAGCUUGCGGAUGAUAUUAUUUCUCCCACUUACUUUCUUCUUGACAUCUUGACAGUGGUAUCGGUAAGACAGAGUUCUAUCCAGACGGACGCCAAGGUGUUUUGGCGUCUUGUUGUGUUCCAGCAUCUGACCACGCCAUUCACCUCCAGCGGCCUUCGGGCAUGCUUGUUUCUCAGGUGGAAAGCACAUACCUGGGUUUUUGUGGGAUUGGGUUUCAGAUGGUUUUUAUCAUAGUAUAGAGCUAAGUCUCCCAGGGCAUCUGUCAGUUUCACUUCGACUUCAUUUUUUGUUGGUGUAUGGGUUGGUCGUUGGUGUAUAUGUUGUAUAGAAUCGGCGCGAGGACACUUCCCUGUGGUAGCCCAUUUUUUUUUUGGUCCCUCCACCGACUGUUCUUGGACUGGAGCGUUACGUAGAAGCGUCUAUUCUAGAGGAGACAUUUCACUAACCUUGUUAGUCGGAAAUCCUUUGUAGUUUCGUAGAUUUUUGCGAGUAGCCGUUGAUGGUUAACUGUAUCAUAGGCGGCAGUUAGGUCUAUGAACGCUACUCCUGUUAUUUCCUUCCGUUCAAAACUAUCUUCAAUAUGUUGGGUGAGAUUAAGAAUUUGACUGCAGCAGCACUUUCCGGGCCUGAAUCCUGCUUGUUCUGGAAUAAUUUGUCUCCACAUAUUCUGCGAUCCGGUUCAGUAUCAUUCUUUCAAUGGCCUUGAAAAGGUGGCACAAGAGAGAUACAGGUCUAAAGCUCUUUGUAUCUGCCGGAUCCUUCCCUGAUUUUAAGAGGGCUACCACUCUAGCUUUCCUCCAGAUUUUGGGGAUUUGUAAUGUACGGAUGCAGCAAUUCGUCUAGUCCUGUCGCCAGUAGGGGUACAACGGCCUCCUUAAUUCAGAUAGACUUACCCAAGUUUUCUUUAUGUAUUUUGACCCGUAGAACACGAAUUUUUUGGGUAACAGUCGAUCCGGAUGUCGUAGCAAUUCUGCUUAACGUAUUUGAAAGUUCAAGUCAAAUUCUAUCGGUUUUGAUUAUUUUCAUUGCUAAAAUUUAAUUUUUUUAUUGUUAAACGAAGCUAUAAACACAUAGUGAUUGAAUGAUGUUUUCAAUGCAUUUCUAAUUUGAAAUCGAACGAGUAGGCGCGCAUACAGAAUUUCUACGUAUGUUACGUACAUUAAAACGCAUGCAUUGGGCACGGGAAACACUAUGUGUUUAUAGCUUUGUUUAACAAAUAAAAACUUAAUUUUUAGCAAUGCAAAUAAUCAGAACCGAUAGAAUUUGACUCGAACUUUCAAAUGCGGUAAGCAGAAUUGCUAUUUUAUUUUUCAAUCAAAAGUUAUUCGAGUUCAAAAAUUGCAAUUUUUCGAUUUUUUGAAAGUUCAACCGCGUUUAUGUCGAAAACUAUGCAUCCUACGAAAAAACUUGUAAAAACUUUUUUUGCUUAGGAUGAGCCAAAAAAUACAAAAAAAUGUUUUGUUUUGCAACAAAUCGCUGUUAUGUGAUUCCUUAAGUUCUUUGUUUAUAACAAUCUUAUCGACAACCGGAUCGACUGUUACCCAAAAAAAUCUACGGGUCAAAAUACAUAAAGAAAACUUGGGUAAGUCCAUCUGAAUUAAGGAGGCCGUUGUACCCCCCCUGGCGACAGGACUAAUCAUUUUUACGAGCCACUCUACGGUUUUUAGUCCAAAGUUCUUUAUUUGCUCUGUUCGUAUGUCGUCCAGACCAGCCGCUUUAUUAUCUUUCAUUUGGUGGAUCGCGCCUCUCAUCUCCUCUAGACAAUCGGUAUAUCAGGUAUAUCAAAUGAAGCUAGGACAAAUAAUCCCCGGACAAAAAAUCCCCACAAAUUAUCCCUGGCCAAAAAAUCCCCAGACAAGUAAUCCUCAGACAAAUAAUCCCCGGACAAAAAUUCCCUCAAAAAAUCCCCGGACAGAUAAUCCCCGGAUAAAAAAUCCCCACAAAAAUCCUGGACAAAUUAUCUCCACAAUUUUUUUAGACAAAAUAGACAUUGUUUUGAACAUAGCUAUUCAAAGCAGAGUGAGCGAAAGAUUUAAGCGAAUAAUUACAACAUGAUUCCCACAGCCUUAACUCAUUGCCAUAUCUUCCACGAUUUUUGAAAAAACUUACUCUUUUGUCAUGUAAAAUUUGAAGUUUUCGGCAUGGAAUUUGAAUUCAAAAUUUGGUAAUCGAAAUUACAAUUCAUGCUUAAACUUUAGUGGCGAAACGCCGUUUCAUGGCGAUUGCUAUAACUCUCAUGCACUGAGGCUGAAAAACAUUUGAGUCGUUUGCAUUCACGGGAAAACUUUUAGAGAACUAUUGGGCAGCAAAUAUUUCUUGGGGAUUUUUUGUCCAGAAUUUUUUGUGAGGAUAUUUUUCCAAAAAAAUGGGUGAGUAUUUUUUGACCGGGAUAUUUUGUCCGGCGAUUAUUUGUCCCUGGAUUUUUUGUCCAGGGAUAAUUUGUGGGGAUUUUUUGUCCGGGGAUUAUUUGUCCGAACUCCUAUCAAAUUGGUGCAGCAUACGUUGUAAUUCCCAUCGCCAGCUUCAAUUGAGUCAGUUAGUUCUUCUAACUGUUAGUUCUUCUCGUUAUUUUUAACCCUAUUUCCUACAAUAGGGCUUUUAGUAAUUCUAAUUACCAGAAAAAUUUUUCAUCGAGUCAGGCCAUUCGUAACUUUUUGCCUCAGAUGACAGAUAACAAGAUGACUGCCUCUACAAAAUGAGACUUAAGAAACUUCCAAGGCGCAGACGAGUGUCACUACUGUUUGUUUUAACACUGUGCUAUAACUUUUAUUACAUUUACUACGGUUCAUUUCUAAAAAAAAUAUUGUAGUUGAAUGUAAAACAUGGUACAGAACAAUAGCAACAGUAGCUUCAGAACCAUAUCAAUAUUUUUAAUAUCUUUUUAGUUAUUUUAUUAUUUUCUACGGCAGCAAAAUUGAAAGUAUUAUAUUCGUUUAUAUAUUAAUAAUGAAAUUAUUGAGAUUAAAACAUCACUGUUUAAAAAGUAUGAUUUUUAAAAUUAUUAUAAAAUUGUCGGUGUAUAUUUUAUAAAUUAAAAGAGUUUUUCUACGACCGUUUAAUAAUAUGCUCAUUAUUCGCUAUUUUUGAAUAGAUAAUAACACCCAUUACUUAACCCGUGAGUAAUAUUUCAUUACUCACGGGCCAUUACCCACGGGCUGAAGUUAGAUUCAAGUGGUGCAUGGCACUUUUAAUAUACCUAUUAGCAAAUAAAAUUACUCAAACUUGUUUAUUUAAUAAAAUAAUCAGUAGUAAUUGCACAAGAGCUCUGAAACUAUUGAAUUUUUCCCGAGUGACACUUUGACAGUUUUAAUUUCACGAGCCGAAGGCGAGUGAAAUUAUGUCAAAGUGUCACGAGAGCAAAAAUUCUAUAUUAAUUUCAGAGGUCGAGUGCAAUUUGUUGCGAUUAUUUCAUGAAUAAAACUGUUCAAAACCAAAAUUUUAUUGUAAUUUAUUUAUGUAAGUACCAUUAAACACACAGUUUUUAUAAAUAUUUGACGAUUGAAAGUCAUCACUUUUAUAAUUUUUAAAACAUUAAUUGUCAUUAAUGGCACUGAAUGUAUUUUUUCGUAGCAACGAAGGGCAUCUGACGUAAUAUACUUAACGACGGGAGAUUAUCAAAAAUUAUCGAUUUAAUUCAGAUUUCUGUAGCUUUCUAUUGGUCAGAAUCUCCUAUGAAUGAAAUAAUCAUUGUAAUUUAUAUCAACAAUUAAAUUCGAAAAAUGUUAAAGGAUUUUUAACUGUAACAAUGUAUAUUUGUAACAACUGUAACAAAGUAUAUGUAUUUGUUACGUUUAAAUUUCAACAUUUGACAUUUUAAGAUUGACGUUAUUAAAAUGUAAAUAAACAAUCGGUAUUAAUUCCGUAAAAGGACUUACGGAUAUGAAAUUUCCGUACGGAUGUGAAAUAUCAAUGAAUUCUGUUUUACUUACUGUUGAUUGUACAAUAGAUUUUUAUUGAGAGCACACGUUCUUUUUCAUGUAAUUGCCUUAAUAGUUAUUUAUGAUAUGUGUUAAAAGUACACGUUUAAGGGACGCUUGUGAAAGUUUGCAGAAUGAGCGAUAGCGAGUUCUGCAAUUUACAUGAGUGCCUUAAAAAUGUUCUUUUUAACACGCAUAUCAUACAAUAUUUUUUCUACAAACGUAAUUACAGGACAAUAUCUACAAAAACUUUUACUUGAACGUAACUGACAUUCCAUUUUUAUAUUUUUUUGACAUUACAUCAAAAUUGUCUAUACCAGAGGUUCUCAAUCUGUGGUACAUGUACCACUGGUGGUACAUAUCAUUAUUGGCGGUGGUACACAAAACACAGAAAAAAUUAAAAUAGUAGUACUUAGUAAGUAUUGAUAAUACAAUUUAAAAAUAUAGGUGGUACCAAAAAUAAUAAAAAUAACUCUAGGUACAUCACUCAAAAAGGUUGAGAACCGCUGGUCUAUACGGUCAAUACGAACUGCAGUGCCUUAAAUAGCUAUUUGUAUAACAAGGGAGGAAAGUGUAACUUUUCCUCCCGAGAAUGAAGUUUACUGCCCGACGCGUAGCGGAGGGCAGUAAUCAUUCAAGGGAGGAAAAGGCACUUUACUCCCAUGUUAUACAUAUGGGUUUUCCACCUUCCUCAAAUAACAAGUAAUUUUUUCAUUUUUACUUAAUUUAUUUAUGUAACUAACCAACAAAAUUUAUUAGAACUAAAACAACAAGUAGGUACAAUAUAACUGUCAACUGUCAAAUAUAAGUCAAAUUAUUAAUGUAAACAUUGUUAAAUCAAAAUAACAAUUUACUGUUUUUUACCAUUCUGCAAAAUACAGGAUGUUUUAUAAAUAAACGUUAAAAUGUAUAGAUACUUCGUAAUAGAAAAUAGAUAUUAUACAGGGCGUCAAUAAGUUAUAUUUCAUGAAUGAAAUACCAUGACGUCACUUUUACUUUUCCUCCCUAGGGAGGAAAAAUAUUUUCCUCCCUAGGGAGGAAAAGUACAACUUUGCUCCCUACAAUCAGGUCCGGAAAAGUAUACUUUCGGUAGAGGUAGGUGGAAAAAUAUUUUACAGCACUAGUGCCUUAAAGUAGCGUUUUCAACGCACGCAUGGAGUGCUAAAAAUUGCAUUUUUAACACGGUUGUAGAAAAAAUAUAUUAUGUCAUAUUUUUAAGAGCCACCACCAUCCGCCAUUCCAUGGCACUAUUAAUGACAACUGUUUGAUUGUUUCAUAAGCUCAAGAAGGGUAAUUCUAACAGUGUUGCCAUAGUUAUAUAAAAUAUGUUUUCUUAUGAAAAACAAAAUCUUUCGAUUUUAAAUAAUGUUAGUAGUUGAUAAUUAUAUUUUUCUACUAAUCCAAAUAAAAAAGGUCGUAGAAAAAGUAUAGUAUUCUACUUGCAUGUAAUGGCUAUUACAUGCUCGUUGAAUAAUAUGCUAUUUAAUGAUUAGGUUAAGCUUCCAGUGAUGUAUUUUAUCAAUUUGAAAUUGUCUAAAUUUGAACAUUUCUAUAUGAUCAGCAUCCUGUAAAAUGGAUUUUGGGCCCAAGGCCAUUCAUACGAAAAGUGAUAGUGGAGACCAGUGCUCUUUAUUUUUUUAUAUAAAAAUAUUUUAAAAUUGUAUUUCUUUUAGCUUUUUUGUUCAGUUUUUUUAAUUAUAUUCUUUUAUUGGUAGUUAUUUAGAAAUUGCGGGAUUCUCGCGUGCCCAUACAAAUUUACAUAAUUAUUUGUCUCAUUACCAACUUGGUAUCUCUUAUUCAGGGGUUUGGUAAAAAUGCCUUAUGGAUCUGUACGUUAAUGAGUAAUUUGGGUAAAUUUACCCUGUUUUUAUACUGUGACUGUUGGUCUUUUUUUCCACCUUUCAGACAAAGUAAAAAUGAUAACUUUCGGCCAUCUCGUAGUCUGAAUAAUUACCAAAUAUAACGCAAAAGUUUUAUAUAAUCUGUCAUUCAUUGUUCAUUUUACUUUGCUUGUCCGUCUUUUUGACAAUUUGGUUGAAAUUAAUGUUGUUGCAGAGUAAUUUGUAUAAAAGUGAAAAUUAAUAUUACUGUUAGCGGAUUAAAAAAAUUCUGGAUUUUUUGGUUUGCUAAAAAAAUCAAAAAAGGGAAUAUAAACCGCAGCCUAAUUAUUACAAAGAUAAAGAAUAAAAAAUGAUAUUUGAUGACCAAGAAAUAUUAAGACGAUAAAAAUAACAUAUUGAUGAAUUUUGAAACGGAGAAUAUGCAAAUGAUAACAAUGAAUAAGGCACUGAUGGUAGAAAAGACUUAGGCCACGAUAAUGAAGAAUACACAGACUUAACAAUGAAUACGCAAAACUACUGUACGGAAGAUCUAGGGCCAUCCCUAAAUGAAGUUGUAAUUGUUAUUAAGAAUCUAAAAAAACAAAAAUAUCCAGGAAGGGAUUCUAUAGCAGCGGAAAUGUUAAAAUAUGGAGGAGUGUAGCUGACAGACAAAAUACACAAACUACCAAAAAAUAUAUGGGAAAAGGAAGAACUACCGAUGGAAUGGAAGCAAGCAGUGCUAUGUCCUCUUUAUCCUCUUCAGCCCCAAGAAAAAAGUUUUUAUUAUUUUAAUAAUAUUUUCUAUUUUCUCUCCUCUUUUGUGAAAACAAUAAACGAAAAUCUAUAAAAACUUUAAAAAUAGUUAUUUAUGAAACGGUUCGUGAAGUAUGCUUUUUGCGAACGCACGCGAUGUUUAGAGCACGAACGACAACGGAGCGAGUGCUAUACAUCGCGUAAGUUCGCAAAAAGUACUUCACGCACAGUUUCAUACAAUAUUUUAUCUAUGAUGAACAAAUAAAAAAAAACUGUAACUCUUCGUCACUGGAAUCUAUUUCUAUUCUACAAUUUUUAGAACUUUGACAUUUAAAAAUUCUAACUUUUUUCAAACCACAAAACUGUCAAAACUUUUGUCAUAAUUUAUUGCUCAUUAUGUCAUCACCAUGACAACGCGAAAGUUCAGGAUAUUUGAUUAUAUGAAAGUGUGUCACAAACAGUGCGAAAAUGUAAGUCCCAUUUAAGAUACAUUGUUACUUCACGCACACUUUAAACCCUUCACGCACUGCUAUCUAUAAUGACAGUUUUCACAAACUAAAAACUUAUACAUAAUAUGACAUAGAGUAGAUAAAAUUAUUUGACACACAUAAUAUGACAGGUCCAGCAUAAUGGACAUCAGGACUUAGCUUUCAUAUAAUUUAACUAUGAAACUGAAAAAACGUUCUGGUUCAGGAGAAAUACAUAUAUACAUUUUGCAUUUUGUACAAAAGAAUCUCGUCUUCUUAGUGCAUCCAAGUGGUUUAGGCAACGCGAUAAAAAUUUCUAUUGCUGACAGAGCAUAUUGGCAAAUGGUCAUUACUGGUUUUUCUUACAUCUAUAGGCGGUAACUGGAAAACUGCAGACUUUUUACAGGAGUUAUGGACACUUCAACUUAAGAUGUCUCUGGUUCUCUUGAAAUGGACGCACUAGCUUGUCUCCCACUUGCAGGAUUACAACCUAGAGCUAGUGACCUUCCAACAUACAUCUUAAAUUCCUGUAAAUCCAUUUCCUUUGAUCAUUACCGCUAUCUUCACUGAAUAAAAAAUCGUUAUCUGUCAAAAUAGCCUCCAAUUCACGUUCCAGCAGUAUCCUUUUACUAUUUGUAACUAAACUCAAAAAACGUGAGUAUGGUAACAUAUUUUGCUAAUUAAGUCCCAAUGUCCAAAAUGCUGGACAAAAAGUUUAGAGGACCCCUGACGUGUCUAGUUGUAAUUAUUUUCAAAUAUAUAUUUACCACAAAUACGUCCAAUCAUCAAGUAACAAUAUUAAAUAAUACAUUAAAAACAAUCAAUACUGUAAAGUACAGAAAAACACUACAACUUACUGUAUUUUUGUGGAGCCACCAUCAUAACUUAAAAAAUUUCACCACAUGUAACAAACUACCGAGGUAGACGCUGUUGUCAAAUUUUUCAAACGAUUAAAUUUGACUGAUAAAUAGAAAGUCCAAUAUGCUGCAAUAUAGGACGCAGCGAUGCCCAACCCGAAUAGUCACCGUGUAAUAAAUUAGUAAACAUUGUCCAGCUGGCUGGACUUAUGGACUUAGGAGGUUAUAAAAAAAAUGUGUAUCCAAUAUUUCCAGUUUUGAUAAUAGUUAAACCAAACUCACCAGUGAAGUGUGUCAUAAGUUCGUAAUUGUUUGGACUUCACUUAAUAAAAAAACCUAUAAUUUGAAGUCUCGAAUACAUUUAUAUAUUCUCGAACAAUAAAAAGAUGUCAGGACUUAUUUUUACAAUCAUCUGCAUUUAAAAUGUCACUUUUAACUUCAUAACAUUCAUGAAUAUGUUUUGAAUCUGGCAGAAUAUCUUUGAGGUGCUUUUAUAAUUUUUGUAGUGCAAUUUUUUGCGCGUGCUAUAGUUAAUCAACAGUAUUAACAAUAUAAUGUACUCCAUACAUUUUAUACCAGUGUAUGUUUUGUUUAAAAUAUAUUUUAUCAAAUAUUA